CAACAAAAAAAAAAAGAAAGCACAAUCAAAAUUGGCAUCCCUGUAAGAAAGUUCCAUUCUUGCUUGCGGGAGAUGUACGGUGUUGGUGGAUCGGGGACAGCGGGGUUGGCAGAGGUAUACGCGAUGAGAAAAAUGUAUAAGGAAAACAUGAAGAAAAAAAUUGAGGCCGCAGCAGCAGCAAAAGAAGAUAAAUACAAUGUUGUAGAGAAGACCAAAAUCGGGGAAAUGAAGAAACCAAAGAAAAGUCUCCAGACUAAUUCGAGGGUUUCCUCCGUAGAUAUUUAACAAUCUCUGUAGCUUUGCAUUUAACUUUUAACUGUUUUAUGAUGGGUUCAGUUUGUUCUUUCCUGUAAUUUAUUUUUCGUUAUCAAUAAUGUUUUUUUUUUUUGCUUUUA
Molecule: messenger RNA, 395 nt
Organism: Brassica napus (rape)
Lineage: Eukaryota; Viridiplantae; Streptophyta; Magnoliopsida; Brassicales; Brassicaceae
Exons: 2
Coding region: 73-285 (70 amino acids)
Source: RefSeq, a predicted model, not a curated record